AUGUAGUACUUAGUACUUUCUAUCUACAAAUUAUAUUACUGGGUGGUUUAUUAUCAAUUUUUCUAUUUAGUAUCUUGCCUAUUCAUUAACUAAAAGCAUUAAUAGUUUAAUUCUGUCUUGGAGAGAAAGCUACUUCUAAAAAAGGGAAUGCAGGGGUAUAAUAGCCAACUCUUCAUUAGUUUUAUGUGGGAUAGAUUAUUCGUAUAAAACUUCGUGUUCCUAAAUCUUUUAAAAAACUGCAGAUUCUUCAAUCAAAGUAGGAUCUAUUUCUUACAUACUUCUGAUGAAGAAAUCAAUAAUUUUUGCAAUCAAAUUUUAGCGAAACUAAGCAUUUGUAUAGGUUUUUCUAAAAUGUAUGUAUCUUUCUACCUUUUAUUAUAUUGUUUAAUCAAUCCGAUUUGUUACUGA
Messenger RNA from Tetrahymena thermophila SB210, 408 nucleotides. RefSeq names its product transmembrane protein, putative. The record is from RefSeq and is a predicted model, not a curated record. The transcript has a single exon. Lineage: Eukaryota; Ciliophora; Oligohymenophorea; Hymenostomatida; Tetrahymenidae.